Molecule: messenger RNA, 723 nt
Organism: Pyricularia pennisetigena
Lineage: Eukaryota; Fungi; Ascomycota; Sordariomycetes; Magnaporthales; Pyriculariaceae
Exons: 3
Coding region: 1-723 (240 amino acids)
Source: RefSeq, a predicted model, not a curated record
AUGGCUGCCAACUAUGAGAACUCCGCUCAGCCUGUUAAUGGCGUCAGUUAUCACAGCACAGAGCCCCAGGUUCCUGACACCACCUUCGGACCCAUGGUUCACACCUACAAGCCACGUUUUGACCAUAUCGGCUUGGGAACGUUCCCCAUGGUCCCAGGACUUGCCGCUCAGUCUGGUUUCACCCACUUUGGGACUUGGCAGACACGAGAAGAUCAGAAGCUAACGAUGACACAGGGCAACCCAAUGGCAAUGCAAGCUCCCAUCAGUCUUCCACCGACCGGCGCUCCUCUGUUCAUGCAACCCGCUGUUCACCCGCCAAUGCUUCUGUCUGCCGCCAAUGGCAUGUCCUUCUCGCAACCAGCCAUGGCUAUGGGCGCCGGUGUAGCUUGCAUGCCCGCCACUCCUGGAGCCUUGUUGCCCGCGGCUUCGCCCGGCAUGUUUGUUCAAGGUAAUGGCGGCGUCCACCCUGAGCCGGCAUGCGGCAUUGGCCGAACAGGCGCAGAGUAUACCGCUGAGCAAAUGGACAUGGCUUAUGCAAACAAGUCCUUCGAACCACAGGAUUUCAAGCCGGCUGAUGACACGCCUUCGCGCAUGUACAUGUGCCGCGAGCUUGAUGGAGUCUGGACCAUGCGCAGCCGCUUUUCGAUUGAUCGCAUGGCCAAGGAGUGGAGAUGGCAUAUGGCCCCUGAGGGCUAUUUCUACGCUGUCCGUCUCCCGAACUGA